CGCCCUCGCUCUCAUCUUAACCAUCCACACUUAGUCUUCAUCAUCGCUCAGCUACGCUUAACUGAUCCAACGAUGUUGAAGCAAGCAGUUCUUCAACCGUCCCUCCUCUGCUUCCCGCUCCACCCCUCACUCCCCGGCGCCAGAGCCUCCAGCGUCGUAGCAUUCAGCCAACAUCGGCAGUGGUGGAGCCAGAGCCGCCAGAAUAACAGAAACAAUAACAACAAGGUGCGCUGCCCCGUCGCGGCCAACGAGUACUCCUCGCCCUCGUUGUUGGAGCAACCAACCUUCGUGGCCAAGUCGAGGCGACCGGCGAAGACCACGGUCACCGUCCUGCUGACGAUCGGAGGAGUGUUUGCGCAAACGGAGACCACGCGGGAGCUCGACGAUAUUAACGGUAUGAACGGGCAGACUCUGCAGCUCAAGCUCGUCAGCGCUGACCUUGACCAUACAGGAUCGGAGAAGAAGACGGGGGCGGCGUUCGCCCACGAGGCCAAGCUUGGAAUCGGUAGCAUCACAUACGAAGCAACUUUUAGCGUUCCGGCAAAUUUUGGAAAGAUCGGAGCGGUCGUCGUCCGGAAUGAGCUCGACAACGAGCUGUUUCUCAAAGACAUAGUUCUCAAGAUCGACGGCGAUGAUUCCGCUCCUCUUUUGUUCGAUUGCAAGUCGUGGUUGCACUCCAAGUUCGACAGAGUCUUCUUCACCAGCAACAAGUCUUACCUUCCGUCGGAGACGCCGGCAGGGCUGGUGCGCCUGCGGAAGCAGGAGCUGCAGAUCCUGCGCGGCUACGGCAUCGGCGAGCGGAAGAAGUUCGAGAGGAUCUACGACUACGACGUCUACAAUGACCUGGGAAACCCGGACAGCAACCCCGGGCUGGCUCGGCCAGUCCUCGGUGGCUACGAGUUCCCCUACCCGCGCCGGUGCCGCACCGGCAGGCCGCGCAAUCGCUCAGAUCGUAAAUCGGAGCAGAGGAGCGCAACCGUGUACGUGCCGAGGGACGAGGGCUUCUCGGAGGUGAAGCAGGAGCAGAGUUUGUUGAAGUUGAGGUCGGUGAUACACGAUCUGCUGCCGUCGGUGGAGGCGGGGCUGGUGGACUUGAGGAUGGUCGGCUUCCCUUCCUUCACCGCCAUCGACGCGCUCUUCAACGAGGGCUUGCCUCUGCCGCCCCAAGAUUCCACGCACACCUGCCGCACCAUUGUUCCCCGGCUCGUGAAGGCAAUGACCGCCGGCGCGCAGAAUAUCCUCCAAUUCGAACUGCCUGAAAUGGUCGACAGAGAUAAGUUUUCCUGGUUUAGAGAUGAAGAAUUUGCCCGGCAGACUUUGGCCGGCUUCAAUCCUCUCAGCAUUCAACUAGUCACAGAAUUUCCAUUGGCAAGCAAGCUCGAUCCAAGCAUUUACGGUCCGCCGGAGUCGCUGAUCACGGCGGAGCUCAUUGAAAGAGAAAUUAAAGGAGUCAUGACCGUCGAUGAGGCGUUGGAGCAGAAGAAGCUCUUCAUUUUGGACUACCAUGAUCUGCUGCUUCCGUUCGUGCACAAGGUCCGAGAGCUGGAAGAUUCGACGCUCUAUGCCUCCCGGACUCUGUUCUUCCUCACGCAGGAGAGCACCCUGCGGCCGAUCGCCAUCGAGCUCACGCGGCCGGCUUCGUCGAAGCAGCCGCAGUGGCGGCAAGUGUUCACGCCCUGCUGGGAAGCCACCGGCUUCUGGCUCUGGCGUCUCGCCAAGGCGCACGUCGCGGUCCACGACUCCGUCUACCACCAGCUCGUCUCCCACUGGCUUCGGACUCACUGCUGCGUGGAGCCGUACAUCAUCGCCGCCAACCGGCAGCUGAGCCAGAUGCAUCCGAUCUACCGCCUGAUGCACCCCUACUUCCGCUACACCAUGGAGAUCAACGCCUUCGCCCGCGCGUCACUCAUCAACGCCAACGGCAUUAUCGAGCAGACCUUCUCGCCGGGGAAAUACUCCUUGGAGCUUUCCUCCGCCGCCUACGACAAGCUGUGGCGCUUCGACAUGGAGGCUUUGCCCGCCGACCUCAUCCGAAGGGGGAUGGCGAUGGAAGAUCCAGAGGCAGAGCACGGCCUCAGGCUCACCAUCGACGACUACCCCUACGCUAAGGACGGCCUCCUGAUCUGGUCCGCCAUCGAGCAGUGGGUGGCCGAUUAUGUUGGCCACUACUACCCCUCGCCGGCCGAUGUCGCCGCGGACUCAGAGCUCCAAUCAUGGUGGACGGAGGUUCGCACCAAGGGCCAUUCCGAUAAGCAGCACGAGCCAUGGUGGCCAUCUCUGAACACGCAGGCGGACCUCGUCCGUAUCCUCACCACCAUCAUCUGGGUGGCCUCCGGUCAUCACGCCGCCGUCAACUUCGGGCAGUACCAUUUCGCCGGCUACUUCCCCAACCACCCAUCCAUCGCGCGCGCCAACAUGCCGGUGGAGGACGCCGAGGAGGAUGACUUGGCGGCGUUCCGGGCUAAGCCGGAAGCGGCUCUGUUGCGGUGCUUCCCGUCGAUACUCCAAGCAGCUCAGGUGAUGGCGAUCCAGGACGUGAUGUCGGCGCACUCGCUGGACGAGGAGUACUUGGGAAAGGAUGCGGAAGCUGCGUGGACGAAGAACCCGGUGGUGUACGCUGCCUUCGAACGCUUCAACGGCCGGCUGAGGGUUAUCGAAGGGAUCAUCGACGCGAGAAACGCAGACCCACGUCUGAAGAACCGGUGCGGCGCCGGAAUCGUGCCUUACCAGCUCCUGAAACUGUACUCCGGACCGGGGGUGACCGGAAUGGGCGUGCCGAAUAGCAUCUCCAUUUGAAGCAUCGCCCUUUGUUUUUCCGUUGAUGGUUUGAGCUUCCAAUAAAUUUAGAGCGUAGAAUCUCGUGUCCAAUAUUGUAAAGUAUAAUGGUCGUCGCUGCCGCUGCCGCUGCCUACAAAUCUUUCCAUAAGUAUAUAAAUCAUUCUGUUUGCCUC
Messenger RNA from Zingiber officinale, 2951 nucleotides. RefSeq names its product linoleate 13S-lipoxygenase 2-1, chloroplastic-like. Gene Ontology annotation, biological process: lipid oxidation. The record is from RefSeq and is a predicted model, not a curated record. Gene Ontology annotation, molecular function: oxidoreductase activity, acting on single donors with incorporation of molecular oxygen, incorporation of two atoms of oxygen; metal ion binding; protein binding. Lineage: Eukaryota; Viridiplantae; Streptophyta; Magnoliopsida; Zingiberales; Zingiberaceae. The transcript is spliced from 9 exons. Bases 73 to 2796 code for a protein of 907 amino acids.